GAUCCCUUCCUUCAUUCCUUGCAAACCGCAAGUAAGGUGAGAGAGGAAACCUUUGAUGGCUGGACGAAAGUGCAGAACUCGUGGUUUACAUACAGCGAGGAGGGGAACCUUGCGAAAGAUCCCCAGCAAGUACAGGAGCAGCUGGAGCGAGUGGAAUCACUGCUGCUGCGAGAGGUUGCUAAGUUGCCCGGCCGCGACUCCCGGCGCUUGGUGGUCGCUGGCUUCUCCCAGGGUGUAGCUCUGGCUGUCGAGUUGGCUUUGCGCCGGGGCAAUGCCCUAGGAGGCGUCAUUUGCAUGAGAGGCUCUGCCUUGACCAUGACACAGGCACAACUGGACCAGCAUGCAGACCUCAACGGUCUGCGAGUUUUGGCCUACCACGGCCGAUGGGACCGGCUUUGUGUUCCAGAGGAGGCCGGACAGAGCUAUGAGCCCCUCCGAGGGAAAGGUGCAGACCUUCGCUUCAUUGUGGACGACACUCUUGGCCACGCUUGUGCUCGUGGGAGGCAGCAGCUUUGUGGCGGUGAGGUGCAGAAAGUAUCAGAGCCACUG
Molecule: messenger RNA, 549 nt
Organism: Symbiodinium pilosum
Lineage: Eukaryota; Dinophyceae; Suessiales; Symbiodiniaceae
Source: the annotation of a GenBank genome assembly